GCGGGCGCCCUCCAGAGUGUCGCCCUACCGUCGCGCGAACCCCUCGCGUCGUGCCGCACCACCGAGCUUGUGCGGGUGGCCUACGGCUUGAGCCGGCCGCGUGCGGCAGACGCCGCGGUGGCCGCCUCGGCUGGUGCGUCGGCGGGUCCCCUGCGUGGGCCGAGGUCGGAGCAGCAGGCGAUUGUGGCCGAGCUGUGCCGCCGUGGUGCCGUGCUGGAGGCGGUGCAGUGCGUUGCGAAUUGGCAGCGGCGGCACCUGGCGCUCGCGGAGGCGGAGGAGGCGACGCCCGCCGCUGCGACUGACACGCGUGCUGGCGCCUUUGACGGGGUGAAGGCGGUGACGGCGGCGCUCUUCCCGUUUGCGCCGACGCGCGGUGCCGGCGAUGGUGCACGUGCGCGCAGCGGCGCGCCGGCUGGCGCUGACUGGGCGUUCGGGCCUCACUCCGCCCCGCGGAGCGGGCGACCGCCGCUGUACUCGCUGGCGCAUCUCCAGGUGAUCCGGCAAGUGGCGGCCAGCCACCCCGUCAUGCUCGCACAGUGCCUGCGCGGCAGGGGCGUCGUGGAUCGGCUGCUGUGUCACGCGGGCGAGGCGGUGGCUGCGGAGGUGGCCCUGCUGCUCCUGGGGCACAUCGCAGGCCUGGGCGGCGGCGUGGCGGAGCGGGGGCUGGCGGCGCCCAAGGGGGUUGCGUCUGCGGAGACGUGCUGGCGGGCACUGGCGGCGCUGCUCUUUCCUCUCCACCCGUGCAUCCACGCCCAGCCAAAGACCGGCAAGGAGAAGCUUCUGUCGGCGCUGCUUGCGGCGCUCGACGCGACGGCGCACAUGGGCGCUGCAGACCGCGUGCACACCGGCCGCACGUCGAGCGCUGCUGGCGGUGGGGGCACUGUAUCGCUGCCGGUACAGGGCGACGCGGGUGUGCGGCGCGGCGGCCGGACGCCCGUGGUGCUCUCCGACAGGGCGCGCAGCGCCAUCAAGGCCGCGGUGGAGUCCGUGUGCUCGCCGCUGCUCAGCCACGCGGCGCAGGUGCGCUUUAUUCGCCUACCCACGUUUGGCCAGCUGGCGAGGGCGCUCGGCGAUCUUGGCGUGGCUGUGCCGAACGCGCUGGCCCAGUGUCUCUUCCUGUGCAUGGCAGACGCGGCGGUGCCACCACCCGCCUCGGGCGCCUCUAGCGAUACUGUGGCCCAGUACCUCUCCUGUGACCCGCCGGGCCGCUGGCUGCACGCGCUGGCCAUGCUCGACGCCGCCCAUCGGGAGUCGGCGUACCGCGUCUCCGCCGCCCACGAGCGCGCGCUGCUCAGCGGCCUGCAGAGCAUCUCCAUCACGCGCACGUGGACGGCUGCCCUGCGCACGGUUGCCGCCUUGGAGGGGACGCACCAGGUACUGCCCGACGAGCGCACUCUGCCAACGCUCCUCCUCAACCUCAAGCAGCAGUCGUGGCAGAACGCCUUCCACGUGCUGCGGUACGUCCCUGGCGGGGAGGCCGACCGGGCCUCGCCAUCGGUCCUGCGUGACUUGCAGCUGGUUGCGCUCAAGCACGCUUCGUGGGUGGUCCCGCUGCGCCUCAUGGCCCACCUGCAGCGCCGCCAAGCCGACGGCUUCAUGAGCUACCUCUACUGCUUGUGCGCCGCGGCCCGCGGUGGGAACGCCGAGCUCGCUUUCGAGCACUUCCAGUCGCUGAGGCGUGGGCGGGGCCGGCACUCGGCGUUGCUUUUGCUUUCUCCGUACAAUGAGCUGACGGUGGGCGUUGCAGCGGUGGCGAUGCUGGACGGUGGCCACGAGGAGGCACUGGUGUCCUUCAGCACGCGCGUGGUGGCCAUGCGUGCGGCUGGUGACACAGCAGCACCAGCAGCCGAGGCGGCGGCGGCGUCGGGCCGCCCUCUGCUGACUGCUGGUGGGCGGGAGAUGGCUCAGGCGGCGCACGUGUGCGCGCUGCUCGCGCUGCAUCGCCACGGCGCAUUGGCGUCCUUCCUGACGGGGUGCGCGGCGGCGUCGCUGCCGGCGGUGCUGCGGCGAGUGGUGGUGCUGCAGUGCCUUCUGGGACUGGACCACCUGCGCGCGCCUGUGCGACUCGUCUUCGACGUGGUUGGCUACCGAGGCGGCACCCUGCAGGGGGAUGAGGUGCGUGAUCUGCCGGAUGCGGGCCAGAGCCCGCUGCGGGGGUUCCUCGUUGCUGUGGCGGCGGACCAGCAGGGCGGCGGCACCUUUGAGACGCGGCAACGCGGGGCAGCAGAGCGUCGCCAGCACCUGUACAUAUCCGUCGCGCACCAGAGACGCCAGAAGAAGGCGCUGGCGGCGGCGUGGGGGCUGUUCAUGCGGGAGCAGGAGGCGGUCCUGCCGCCACAUGUCGCUCGCCUCGUUGCGGAGUCGAUGGUGGAGGAGGGGGUGGGGGCUGAGUAUCUGACAGCGGCCCUGCUGUAG
Messenger RNA from Leishmania braziliensis MHOM/BR/75/M2904, 2415 nucleotides. RefSeq lists its product as hypothetical. The record is from RefSeq and is a predicted model, not a curated record. The annotation marks the transcript as partial. NCBI's taxonomy places the organism in Eukaryota, Euglenozoa, Kinetoplastea, Trypanosomatida, Trypanosomatidae. The transcript has a single exon.